AAGGAAUCCAACCAACAUCAUUGUGAGCACUCUUGUGAGGACGAAAUAAAAAUUCCCCCUGGUGGAAUUCAUUGCGUUUUGCUUCAUAAAGAUGCUCCAGUGGAGAUCAACGUGGUCGAUAUGCCCGCAGUGUCGGCUCCGUUUACUAGGUUCAGCAUUGAACAGGAGGAUCCUUCCUUCUACCAAAGCAACUUUGGCGACUCUAGAAUCGGGAAUGCUACGGCCGCCGUUGCGAGCACAGCUUAUUUCAUCGUCGACAAGGGCAAGGUUUCUGGCGACGUCGAGUUCACGCAGUGCGCAAGAAACGAAGCGAUCGGGCAAGGAAAUCGAAGCCCGCGACCAUUCACCUCCGCCCAUAGAGGAUUUCGACACGCCGCCCGAGCUACGCGAGCCAACACGGAAAGAGGAUGAGGGUCAAACAGAUGGCACGUUUCCCGACGUGGGGGACAGUUUAGAGCCUGGCGGGCUGAGAGCCUCCCCAGAAGAGAUGGCAAAGGCGGCUCGCAACUUUUUUGGAGACUCCCUGCCGCAGGGCGCGUUGACGCACACCGAGUUUAUGAUAUACAAGAGAAUGUACGGGGAGCCAUCAGCCAUAACGACUGAUCACCUGGCCAAGACGUCUGGAGAAGGCCAGGAGGAUAGCGCUGUGCUUCUCAGGGAGAAUGAAGACGGUACCGUCGAUGAGUUUGAAUAUGUCGAGGAACAUGAGGAAAUUGAGAUGGUUGGCCGCGAUGCGGAGCGGCAUGGCGACAAAAACGACGACUUGGACGAGCUGACGGACGAGCCUGCUACCUUGCGCAGGCCGUUGAUCGAUCUGGAGGUUCAAGAGGCGCUCGCCACGGUGGAAGAUACAUCUCUCACGUUUGGCGAGAUCGCGGAGGAGACGGGGCACUCGAGGUCCAGAACGCGAGAUGAGAUCCUGGAGGAGAUUUACGAGAAUUGGCCAGAGGACGACAAUUUCGUCCGCACACAUCCUUUCACGGAAGCGGGCAAGUUCGGCACGAAACCGUCGACGCUCCAACUGCCACGUGAGGCGUUUGUUGCGCCGGUCCAGGCCAUGCUUUCAAACGUAUCGAACAAGCAUCUGAUCGAGGCAGCGCACAAGUCCUUGGGCGGCAUUGGCAUUCCAGACUCCCCGUCCACGCCAGCGAUUGGGCGCAACAAGGGACAACGGCCGGUGCCUCUGACGGCGAUGCAGAGCAAGAUGAGCCCGAUGGAGUCAAAUGUAUUUGUGAGCAGCAUCAUGCCGCAGAUGUACGCCAGCGCCGUCAGCGUGCUCGUGGAAUGCAGAAAGAGAAUGGGCAGCGCAUGGCUGAGAGGGCUGAUACGGAAAGAAGGUGGGCCCUUAGUGCUGGACGCAGGAGCUGGUGGAGCAGCCAUUGUAGCGAUCAGGGAGCUGUUGAGAGCGGAGUGGGAGAGCAUGCAGGAAGACGAUGGCAAAAGCAAGGAGCCAGACGCACAAGGGCGAAGCAGAGCGCCGGUAGGCAAAGCGACGGUGGUAACAGGCAGCGACUCGCUGCGGCACAAGGCCAGCACGCUGCUGGAAAACACGACGUUCAUACCGCGACUGCCAGGCUACAUCGACCCCACGGAGACGGAAAGCAACACGCAGCAGCCGCGAAAAAGGUACGAUAUCAUUGUUGCGUCCCAUGCGCUCUGGUCCCUGACGGAGGAGCACGAACGCAAAGCGCGCACGCAGACCUUGUGGUCGCUGCUCAACCCCAACGGCGGUCUUCUGAUUCUUAUCGAGAAGGGCGUGCCCAGAGGAUUCGAAGUCAUCGCCUCUGCGCGUGAUCUGUUGCUUCGCAAGCACAUCUCUUCCCCCGGAGAUGAAAGCGUCGCGGAAGACCAGCGAAGUGCGUCAAAGGAGACCGGCGACAAGAAGGAGCGGUUCGCGGUGAAGGAGAAGGGGUGCAUCAUUGCGCCUUGCACGAAUCACACACAGUGUCCGCUCUACCCGGUUCCGGGUGUCAGUCGUGGAAGGAAGGAUUGGUGCUACUUCCAGCAACGGUACAUACGACCUAGCUACCUCAUGACGGUUCUGCAAGCGAAGGCCAGGAACCACGACGACGUCGAGUUCUCGUAUCUGGCCGUGCAGAGAGGGGUCGACGUUCGCACCAAGGAGGAUGAUCUGCUCUUCGGCCAAGGUUUUGAGCAAAGAGAUAGCGCGACGGAGAGGGCAAAGGCAGGAUACGGUCCGAAACGAUCGGGCAAGAGGGGAGGAGAGGAGGCGGGCGAGAGACAAAGCGAGAACCCAGCGGCGGCGGCGGAGGAGGAGGAGCAGGAGACCGGAGACGCCGCCCAGCAGCAGCAGCCGCAGCCACACCCGCUGUCGCUGCCUCGCAUCGUCCCCGCGCCGCUCAAGCGCAAGGGCCACAUCCUCCUGGACGUCUGCACGCCCUCCGGCACGUACGAGCGCUGGAUGGUGCGGCGCGCUCUCGGCAAGCAGGCCUUCCGCGACGCGCGCAAGGCCAAAUGGGGCGACCUGUGGGCGCUCGGCGCGAGCUCCACGGAGGCCCGCAGGGUCAAGCUCGGCACGCCGAUCGAGGUCGUUCGCAUGGCGACUAAGAGGGAGAGGGAGAGGUCCAAGGGGUGGCGCAAGGGCCGCGAAGGCGGAAGAGGAAAGUGGCAGUAUGGCGAGGCGGCCAUGGGUGCGUAGACGGUCCGGUUGGUGCGAUCAAUAGAAACUUCAGUCUUGCAACAACUAGUUCUGUGUAACGAAUAAAUCGUGUUUCCGGGGAUCAUGAGGUUGUAUAUAUAGCUUACAGUAUUAUCUUCUAUCUCCAGCAUAGAUUUCGUAGAUCGGUGGAAUUACCGGAUGAACUUAGAUAAGGUCGAACUUCA
Verruconis gallopava is the source of this 2844-nucleotide messenger RNA. RefSeq lists its product as uncharacterized. The record is from RefSeq and is a predicted model, not a curated record. Gene Ontology annotation, biological process: translation. Gene Ontology annotation, molecular function: structural constituent of ribosome; methyltransferase activity. Lineage: Eukaryota; Fungi; Ascomycota; Dothideomycetes; Venturiales; Sympoventuriaceae. The transcript has a single exon. Bases 92 to 2659 code for a protein of 855 amino acids. Gene Ontology annotation, cellular component: mitochondrial small ribosomal subunit.